AAGGCAAUGCAGAGCUGCGCUUUGUCGCUCUGAUCGAGGGCUGUGCCAUCACAACACAGAAAUACAGAGAUGAUGGAGCGCUGAAUCUGGAUAUAUUAUCCCGUUAUCUUGAACUGUGAGAUCUAAGAGGAAAGAUGAAUUCUGCUGAAGCGGCGGAGGACGGACCCAAUGAUUCAGACACGGAUGCCUUCUUCAAAGCAGGGUCUUUCAGAAGUGAAGGAAUUAAAGCGUCUGAUGUCCUCCCUGUGCUGAGAGAAAAAGUAGCGUUUGUAUCAGGAGGUCGUGAUAAGAGAGGUGGCCCCAUCCUGACCUUUCCUGCCAGGAGUAACCAUGACCGAAUAAAACAGGAGGACCUGAGACGACUCGUAACGUAUCUGUCCACUGUGACCAGUGAGGACGUGUGUAAGAGGGGUUUCACUGUGAUCAUUGAUAUGCGUGGCUCUAAGUGGGACCUGAUAAAGCCGUUACUGAAGACCCUGCAGGAAGCGUUUUCAGCUGAGAUCUGCGUAGCUCUCAUCAUCAAACCCGACAACUUCUGGCAGAAACAGAAGACCAACUUUGGCAGUGCCAAGUUCACUUUUGAGACAAGCAUGGUAUCUGUGGAGGGGUUGACCAAACUUGUGGACCCAUCUCAGUUAACAGAUGACUUUGAGGGAUCUCUGGAAUAUAAUCAUGAGGAAUGGAUUGAGCUCCGUGUCGCUCUCGAGGAGUUCCUGGCCAGCGCCGUUCACCUUCUCUCCCGCCUGGAAGAUCUGCAGGAGAUGCUGGCUAAGAAAGAGUUCCCGGUGGACGUGGAGGGCUCUCGGAGACUCAUCGAUGAGCACACUCAGCUGAAGAAGAAGGUGAUGAAGGCUCCGGUGGAAGAGCUGGACCACGAGGGCCAGAGACUCUUGCAGUGUAUCCGCUCCAGUGAUGGCUUCUCAGGGAGGAACUGUAUUUCUGGAAGUGCCGACUUCCAGAGUGUGGUUCCGAAGAUCGCCAGUCUGCUGGAUAAACUCCACAGCACCAGACAGCACCUGCACCAGAUGUGGCACCUAAGAAAACUGAAGCUGGAUCAGUGUUUUCAGCUCCGAUUGUUUGAACAAGACGCAGAGAAGAUGUUUGACUGGAUCAGUCACAAUAAGGAAUUGUUUCUUCAGAGCCACACAGAGAUCGGCGUGAGCUACCAGCACGCUGUGGAGCUGCAGACUCAACACAACCACUUUGCCAUGAACUCCAUGAAUGCAUAUGUGAACAUAAACCGCAUCAUGUCGGUGGCGUCGCGGCUGUCGGAGGCGGGUCACUACGCGUCUCAGCAGAUCAAACAGGUCGGCACGCAGCUCGAUCAGGAGUGGAAGAGCUUCGCCGCCGCUCUCGAUGAACGCAGCACCAUCCUCGCCAUGUCUGCCGUCUUCCAUCAGAAAUCCGAGCAGUUUCUGUCUGGUGUGGAAGCGUGGUGUAAGAUGUGCAGUGAGGGCGGGCUGCCGUCAGAGAUGCAGGAUCUGGAAUUGGCCAUUCAUCACCAUCAGACGCUUUAUGAACAGGUCACUCAAGCUUAUACAGAGUCUGUCGUUCAACAGGUUAUUGACUGGAUAGAGAAUCAUGGAGAGGCUUUCCUCAGUAAACAUACAGGUGUGGGAAAAUCCCUGCACAGAGCCAGAGCCCUGCAGAAACGCCACGAUGACUUUGAGGAGGUGGCACAGAACACCUACACUAAUGCAGAUAAACUCCUGGAAGCGGCCGAGCAGUUGGCCCAGACGGGCGAGUGUGACCCCGAGGAGAUCUAUAAGGCAGCGCGACACCUGGAGGUCAGGAUCCAGGACUUCGUCAGGAGAGUGGAACAAAGAAAACUACUGCUGGACAUGUCCGUCUCCUUCCACACGCACACUAAAGAGUUGUGGACGUGGAUGGAGGACCUGCAGAAGGAGCUUCUGGAAGAAGUUUGCUCUGAUUCGGUGGAUUCAGUUCAGGAGCUGAUCAAACAGUUUCAGCAGCAGCAGACGGCCACGCUGGAGGCCACACUCAAUGUCAUUAAAGAGGGAGAAGACCUUAUGCAACAACUCAGAGAUUCAGCGAUGAGCAGUAAUAAGAUGCCUCACACCAGCUCUAUCGCUCACAUCGAGGGCGUCCUACAGCAGCUAGAGGAGGCCCAGGGCCACAUGGAGGAGCUAUUCCACGAGAGGAAGAUCAAACUCGACAUCUUCCUGCAACUGCGCAUCUUUGAGCAGUACACCAUUGAGGUAACGGCGGAGUUAGACGCGUGGAAUGAGGACCUGGUUCGUCAGGUAAACGAGUUCACCGCAGAAGAACCCAGUCUGGCUGAACAGAGACUCCAGCGGCACGCGGAGAGAAAACUGGCCAUGAACAACAUGACCUACGAGGUCAUGCAGCAGGGUCAAGACCUGCAUCAGUACAUCAUGGAGGUCCAAGCUUCAGGUAUUGAGUUGACCGGUGAGAAGGAGGUGGAUCUGGCCACUCAAGUUCAGGAACUGUUGGAGUUUCUUAAUGAGAAACAGCAUGAGCUGGACGUGAGCGCUGAACACACACAGAAACACCUGGAGCAGUGUGUGCAGCUGCGCCACCUACAGGCUGAGGUUAAACAGGUUCUGGGUUGGAUUCGUAAUGGUGAGUCUAUGUUGGAUGCCAGUAUGGUGAACGCAAGUUCACUGUCAGAGGCCGAACAACUACAGAGAGAACAUGAACAGUUCCAACUCGCGAUAGAGUCUUUGUUCCACGCCAACUCUCUUCAGAAGACCCAUCAGAGCGCUCUGCAGGUGCAGCAGAAGGCCGAGAUCGUGUUACAGGCCGGACACUUCGACCCUGAGGCCAUCCGCAGCUGUGCUGAGAAGGUGGCAGUACACUGGCAGCAGCUCAUGCUGAAAAUGGAGGACAGACUCAAGCUGGUCAACGCCUCCGUGGCCUUCUACAAGACAUCAGAACAGGUGUGCAGCGUGCUGGAGAGUCUGGAGCAGGAGUACCGCAGAGAUGAGGACUGGUGUGGAGCUCAUGAUAAACUGGGAUCUUCAGCAGAGAUGGAUCAUGUGCUGCCGCUCAUCAGCAAACACCUGGAGCAGAAAGAGGCUUUUCUCAAGGCAUGUACUCUGGCCAGGCGAAAUGCUGAGGUUUUUCUGAAAUACAUCCAUCGGAAUAAUGUCAGCGCUCAGGGAUCAUCCAGCAACCCCCGCGGCCCCGAGCAACAGGUCAAAGCCAUCCUGAAUGAACUGCUACAGAGAGAAAACAGAGUUCUGCAUUUCUGGACCAUGAAGAAGCGACGUCUGGAUCAGUGUCAGCAGUAUGUGGUGUUUGAACGCAGCGCCAAACAGGCGUUAGAGUGGAUCGAGGAGGCAGGAGAGGUGUAUCUCGCCUCUCACACGUCCCCUGGAGACUCAGUGGAGAAAACUCAGGAGCUGCUCAAAGAAUAUGAAGAAGUCCGCGUCUCUGCCAAGCAAACUAAAGAGAAAGUGAAGAUGUUGAUCCAGCUGGCAGAUAAUUUUGUGGAGAAGGGCCACACGCACGUCACCGAGCUGAAGAAGUGGGUGACGGCAGUGGACAAGCGCUACAGAGAUUUUUCCCUGCGCAUGGGCAAAUACCGCUGCAGUCUGGAGAACGCUCUGGGCAUCAGCUCUGAGGAUAAUAAGGAUCUGGAGCUGGAUAUCAUUCCAGCCAGUCUGACUGACCCAGAGGUCAAACUGCGUGACCCCAACCACGAGAUCAACGAGGAAAAGAGGAAAUCAGCCCGGAAGAAAGAGUUUAUUAUAGCAGAGCUGUUACAGACAGAAAAGGCUUAUGUGAGGGACUUGCAUGAAUGUCUAGAGACGUAUUUGUGGGAGAUGACCAAUGGUGUAGAGGAAAUCCCUCCAGGAAUCGCCAACAAAGAGCACAUCAUCUUUGGAAACAUCCAGGAGAUUUACGACUUCCAUAAUAAUAUAUUUCUGAAAGAGCUAAUCAAUUAUGAGCAGUUACCUGAGGAUGUGGGCCAUUGCUUUGUUACAUGGGCUGAUAAGUUUAAUAUUUAUGUGACGUACUGCAAAAACAAACCAGAUUCCAGUCAGCUCAUCCUAGAGCAUGCUGGGAGUUUUUUUGACGAGAUUCAGAAGAGACAUGGUCUGGCCAACUCUAUAUCAUCAUACCUCAUCAAACCUGUGCAGAGAAUCACCAAAUACCAGCUGCUGCUCAAGGAGCUGCUGUCCUGCUGUGAAGAAGGCAAAGGUGAAAUUAAAGACGGGCUGGAGGUCAUGCUGAGUGUCCCAAAGAGAGCCAAUGACGCCAUGCACGUCAGCAUGCUGGAGGGUUUUGAUGAGAAUCUGGAUGUUCAGGGUGAACUCAUCCUGCAGGACACCUUCCAGGUGUGGGACCCCAAAUCACUGAUCCGUAAGGGACGAGACCGCCACCUCUUCCUCUUCGAGAUCUCCCUCGUCUUCAGCAAAGAAAUCAAAGACUCGGGACGAUCCAAAUACAUGAAGUUGUUUACAACUUCUGAAUUGGGGGUGACAGAACAUGUGGAAGGAGACCCGUGUAAAUUUGCCCUGUGGGUGGGACGCACACCCUCAUCCGACAACAAGACUGUCCUCAAGGCGUCCAGUAUCGAGGUGAAGCAAGAAUGGAUUAAAAACAUCCGAGAGGUCAUCCAGGAGAGAAUCAUUCACCUGAAGGGGGCGCUGAAGGAACCAAUCCGCGUUCCCAAAACCCCAGCCAAACCCCGUAACAACAGCAAGAGGGAGGCUGGUGAGGAUGCUGACAGUCAGGGAGAUGGCAGCAGUCAGCCGGACACAAUCUCCAUCGCAUCCAGAACCUCUCAGAACACUGUGGACAGUGACAAG
Molecule: messenger RNA, 4799 nt
Organism: Sinocyclocheilus rhinocerous
Lineage: Eukaryota; Metazoa; Chordata; Actinopteri; Cypriniformes; Cyprinidae
Product: kalirin-like
Exons: 33
Biological process (GO): axon guidance
Cellular component (GO): cytoplasm; extrinsic component of membrane; plasma membrane
Molecular function (GO): guanyl-nucleotide exchange factor activity; protein binding
Source: RefSeq, a predicted model, not a curated record